Messenger RNA from Argiope bruennichi, 315 nucleotides. RefSeq names its product notch-regulated ankyrin repeat-containing protein A-like. The coding region runs from base 1 to 315 and encodes 104 amino acids. The transcript has a single exon. The record is from RefSeq and is a predicted model, not a curated record. Gene Ontology annotation, molecular function: phosphatase regulator activity; protein binding; enzyme inhibitor activity. NCBI's taxonomy places the organism in Eukaryota, Metazoa, Arthropoda, Arachnida, Araneae, Araneidae. Gene Ontology annotation, cellular component: cytoplasm.
AUGAGCCAAGCUGAUGUGCAAACAGGUGUUUCAAACCAAGAAAUCUUCCUGAAGGCAGUUCGGAAAGGCGACACGACCGAACUGCAGAAAAUCCUUCAGAGGUGGGAAGGUAAUGUGAACUUUUACGAUAAAGAAGGGCAAACGGCUCUACACCAAAGUUGCCUGGAUGGAAAUUUGGAAUUGGUGAAACUUUUAGUAAAAUUCGGAGCUGAUGUGCGGUUGGCGAAUCGAGAUGGUUGGAGUGCUCUUCAUAUUGCUGCUUACGGUGGACAUCAAGACAUUGCGUUAUAUUUAAUCGCCAACUCUAGAAGAUAA